This is a messenger RNA of Caenorhabditis bovis, 798 nucleotides long. The record is from the annotation of a GenBank genome assembly. NCBI's taxonomy places the organism in Eukaryota, Metazoa, Nematoda, Chromadorea, Rhabditida, Rhabditidae.
AUGAUCGAUGUAGUGCCACCAAGUGCCGAGCAAUUCGAAAAAGCGGUGCUAGUCCCAAAAUCUCGGAUCAACGACCCAAAUACGAAACUAAAACGACCGUCAUUAUCAGCAAUUCUUGGAUCAUCCGAUGACAAAAAAGGAUUAUAUUUAUGGCAGAAGCAAAUGAUCGAAGAAAUGGGUCUCGCCGGUUUCCGGAAAUCAAUGAACGACCGAAUGCAAGAAGGAAUCAAAAUCCACGAGAGAGUCAAGGCCAUGCUAGACGCCAGGAAGAAUUCAGUGGAAAAAAAUUUAAAAUGUAUUAUUGACGCUGAAAAAAACAAGGUGAUCUCGAACUACCUUCAAAGUGUGUACAAUUUCAUCGCGGAAAAGCUCGAAGAGCCCGAGAAUUCGUUGUCGGAGAAAGCCGUCAGACAUCCACUUCUCGCCUAUCAAGGAAGAUUCGAUGCUGUCAUCAAAUACAAAAACGAUUGGCACAUGGUCGACUGGAAAACAUCUCCAGCGCGCAGCUCAUUCAGCCAGCAAAAAGAGGAAAGCCUCUCAUAUGCGACAUAUUCCCGACAGCUCGCUGCAUAUGCUGCAGCUUUUAACCAAGACGCUGCAUUUGAAGGGCACCCACAAGUGCGAAAAGCGCUGCUCAUCAGUCUAAAGGAAGAUGGAAGUGAGGCAGAAGUGUACGAGUUAUCUGAAGAUGAGCUUCAAUACCAUUUCGACGAGGUCAAGAAGUCGCUUCUUCGCUUCUGGCACGUCGUCGCCAAUGCCAAAUCCGCAAACAUUGAUUUCGCCUACAAACCAACAUGA